This is a messenger RNA of Epinephelus moara (kelp grouper), 3669 nucleotides long. Its product is annotated as multiple C2 and transmembrane domain-containing protein 2-like. The coding region runs from base 176 to 2839 and encodes 887 amino acids. Gene Ontology annotation, cellular component: synaptic vesicle membrane. Gene Ontology annotation, molecular function: calcium ion binding. The transcript is spliced from 23 exons. Lineage: Eukaryota; Metazoa; Chordata; Actinopteri; Perciformes; Serranidae. The record is from RefSeq and is a predicted model, not a curated record. Gene Ontology annotation, biological process: regulation of neurotransmitter secretion.
GAAGUCCGUGAGAACCUCACACUACGGUCGAUGUUCUGAGCGAGUAGUCGUUCUUCUGGCCCCAGUGUCGAGCAGAAAUGACGUGAACUGUGGAAACUCGUCGGGGGUUGUUAACAGCGGAAAAAGCUGUCGGUGAUGUCCAGAUCUUAGACAAAGACUGAAACUCCCUCCCAUCAUGGACUCCAAGAAGCCGGGCAUGUUGCAGCAUCUCCGCCAGAAGAUGCUGCCACACCUCCGGCGAGGCAAGACAAGCCCAAGAAAGCACCUCGUUCAGCUGGAACACAGCAUGGACCACCGGAUGAGCUCCUCUGUUCCCGACAUGAGGGACAUGAGGCAGGAGUACCCUCAGGUCUCCUACAAAACGCACCUCCAACAGUACAACUCUCCCAGCUACAGCAGCCCCUCCACACCACUUGUCAAACCUGCUGGAGGCCUAGGAGGAGGUAGGAGUGGCCUGGUGAUGGGUGUAGUGGGUGGAGGAGCUGGGAGGAGUGUGCCUGCAGACUGCACGGACUGGGCUUCCUCUCAGGAGUCAUUCAACAGUCUCUGCGAGGAGGAGGACAAGAGCUCUCUGGAGACAAACUACAGGCCUGUCGGGGGCAUGGAGCCUGAGGAGCUAGCCCUGCCCGAGAUGAUGACCGUCUACAGCCCAGACCCUCCCUCUGUGGAGGUGUCCCAGGACAGCUCACAGUAUAACAAUCAUGAUUUCAGUGGUCAAGGCUUCAAAGACGGGGGCAACCAAAAUUCUGAGAUGGGCAACGAGGGCUUGAGGGUGUCAGAGAGCAUCAGUGAUCUUCCCAGGUCCUACCUGCUCACCAUCAACCUGAAGGAAGGAUGUAACCUUGUCAUCAGGGACCGCUGUGGUACCAGCGACCCUUAUGUGAAAUUUAAAUUGGAGGGGAAAACAUUCUACAAAAGCAAAGUGGUUUAUAAAGACCUCAACCCCAAAUGGAAUGAGACCUUCUCCCUCCCUGUGAAGGAUCUGAGCCAGAAGCUGUACAUCAAGGUAUAUGACCGUGAUCUGACAACUGAUGACUUCAUGGGCUCUGCCAGUGUCACACUGAGUGAUCUGGAGCUGGACAAGGUCAAUGAGAUGUCUUUGCCCCUGGACGAUCCAAACAGCCUGGAGGAGGACAUGGGGUUGGUUCUGGUGGAACUGAGUCUGUCUCUCAGAAAUGGAGACAACAAGAGAGGCAACCGGUGGCCCCAAAAAAGAAAACGAAGUAUUAGGUCGGGAGGCUAUACUCAGAACCUUCGUCUGUCAGAGACACUGAGGAAGAAUCAGCUGUGGACUUCUGUUGUGUCUGUGACUCUGGUCGGGGGUGAAGAGCUGCCGCUGGACUCUCUGGGAGGUCAGCUCUUUGUUCGCUUCAGACUUGGAGAGCAGAGAUACAAAAGCAAGAAUCACUGCAAAGUGCCCAACCCUCAGUGGAGAGAGAGGUUCACCUUUAACCAGUUCAUAGACAGGCCAGACAUCCUGGAGGUGGAGCUCUGGUCCAAGGAAGGACGAAGGAGCGAGGAGUGUUUGGGAGCGUGUGAAGUUGACCUGUCCAGGAUACCUUUCAAUGAGAGGCAGCUGUUCACACACACCCUGGACCAGGGGAGAGGACGCUUGGUCUUCCUUCUCACUCUAAACACAUGCAGCGGCGUCUCCAUCUCUGACCUGUGUGCUGCACCACUCGAUGAACCCCAUGAACAACAGCACCAGCUGGACAACUAUAGUUUGAGAAAAUCCCUGAAAAACCUCCGUGAUGUUGGUUUCCUUCAAAUUAAAGUUGUCAAGGCAGCAGAUUUGCUGGCUGCUGAUUUAAACGGCAAGAGUGAUCCCUUCUGUGUGUUGGAAGUGGGGAACGACAGACUGCAGACCCACACAGUCUACAAGAGCCUCAACCCAGAGUGGAACAAAGUCUUCACAUUCCCUGUCAAAGACAUUCAUGAUGUUCUGGUGGUGACAAUCUUUGAUGAGGAUGGAGACAAGGCGCCAGACUUCCUGGGAAAAGUUGCCAUUCCGCUGCUCUCGAUCCGCAGGGGACAGCAGAUCACCUUCCCACUGAAGAAAGAGGACUUAGGUGGGAUGUCGAAGGGGAACAUCACUCUGGAGCUGGAGGUUAUUUUUAACCCUGUAAGAGCGAGUAUAAGAACCUUCCAACCAAGGGAGAGAAGAUUCAUGGAGGAUAAUCCCAAAUUUUCCAAAAAGGUUCUGGCCAGGAACGUGAUGCGUGUUCAGACACUGUACAGGGCUAUCAUGUCGACUCUGCAGUACAUCAAAAGCUGCUUCCAGUGGGAGAGCACUCAGAGGAGCCUGCUAGCCUUCCUGGUGUUUGUGGUGACAGUGUGGUACUGGGAGUUUUACAUGCUGCCAUUCUUCCUGGUCCUGCUUAUCUCAUGGAACUACCUCCAGAUCCGGUCCGGUCGGGUCAGUCAGGACCUGGACAGUAUGGAUUUGGCAGAUGAGGAGGAGGAUGAGGAGAAGGAGUCGGAGAGAAAAGGGCUGAUGGAGAAAAUCCACAUGGUCCAAGACACCAUCAUCACCCUUCAGAACCUGUUGGAGGAGAUCGCCUGUUUUGGGGAGAGGAUUAAAAACACUUUCAACUGGUCAGUGCCGUUCCUGUCUGGCCUGGCAUUCCUGAUCUUUGUCAUCGCAACCAUCCUUACAUACUACAUCCCAAUACGCUACGUGGUUUUAAUAUGGGGUAUCAAUAAAUUCACCAAGAAAUUACGGAACCCGUACAGCAUUGACAACAAUGAAGUGCUUGAUUUCCUGUCGAGGGUGCCUUCAGAUGUGCAGAAGGUUCAGUACAGUGAGAUGAGAGGCAGCAAGAAGAAGAAACUCUUGUAGGCUUCCUACUUAGAAACUGUUUCCAGAGGAAAUGCUUGUCUCGGGGUGCGUGGUAGGUUUGAAUCUUAAGUUGCUGUGGUGAUUCACAGCUCGGCACCGCUCACAUCAACCAGCACCUUUCAACCAAAGACGUCCAUACUGAGGACCCCACACUGGAGGAGUUUGUGAAAUUAUUUCCAGUGAUUGUAGGUGUUUUAUUGUAUGUACAGUUUAUUCUUUAAGAUAAUCAAUCAGAAGCUGUUUGUUUCAUAUUUCCUGGCUGCUGGUUGUGUCCUAAAACCAGCUGAGAUGUCACUUUGUAUUAUAUUGAAUGUAUAUGCUUGGUUUGUAAUAUUUGUGUGUAUAUUUUUACAUAAUUUACAUUGAUAGAUGUGCAGACUCCAAAAUGGAUUAUAAACCAUUUCAAAAAAAUAACAAAAUUGUUGCUGGGAUGACAGUAAAGUACAUCAGUCAAAAGACAUUAUAAGACACUUUUUCAAAAUUGAGCCUCUUGUAUGUCCACAUACAGCAACAUAAGUAAGUAGCAAAUAUUCUGCAUCAUAUCCCUUUGUUUCUUACAUUUAAGAUAUACAGAGUGAUGUUCAUACAAUAUUGACUGAUUUUACUUCAACGUGCGGACUUAUUUUUAUAUGCAAAUAUGAGUGCCUGCAUUAUGUGUUUAUUCAUCCUACAUAGAGGAUGCCCUGUACUCUGUUAUGUUUUACUCUUUGCUUGUGAAUGGGAUGGGGCCAGAUCUGUACACACUUUAUUUAUUAAUGACAAUCAGUGAUGAAGACUUUGUGUCUCAUUUCUAACAGCAAUAAAUGCACACAAUCACAGUUUAGUAUAUA